UGUCAGUGGGGAAGAAGAGGAGGGAGGACCGCCUUGCUUUUUCCCUUUUCCUCCCCCUCCUCUUCUUAUCAGUAUGUGUGAGACGGAGAGAGGAUCAGUAGGUGAGCGGACGGAGGAUUAACAACGGCGACGGUGGCUAUGGGGGAAGAGAAACAGGGAACUAGACCGGGAUAGAGAAAGACACCAAGGAGUGAGUGGGUAAAACAGAAAGUGAGAGACCGGAGAGUACAGCAACUAGGAGUCCACUUGGAGCGAGGACGUGCGCUUGUUUCUGGAAUUGGGUGGACCCCUCGCUCGGAAGACUCGACAUCGACCACCACAGCUACCAUGUACAGUGGAUAUGGAGGGAGUCCAUCCCGAACCCUCUCCACCAUGUCGCUGUCUGUUCGCCCAGCCAGGCGCCUCAACUCCAGAGCCAUCACUAGGAGCCAGAGCUUCACUGGAGUCAACACCUACGACAAGGCCUACAGGAACCUCUCGGUGUUCAGCGCUCCGGGUCUCAGCAGGAAGCCCAGCAGAGCCAGCAGGAUGUUCACCAUGUCCAAGUCCAACCCACCACCUAAGGUUCCUCAACCGGAGCGACUGGAUCUGGUCUACGAGGCCCUGAAGAAAGGCCUUCAGUCCUACCUGCAGGUUCAUCAGAUGGACUUGGACAGCCUCAGCAGACAGAUGAAAGAAUCAAAGAGGAACUCCAGACUGGGUUUCCUGUAUGAACUGGACAAGCAAGUGAAGGUGACUGAGAGGUACAUAAGACGACUGGAGUUUCACCUCAGCAAGAUCGAGGAGCUGUAUGACGCCUACUGCCUGCAUAGGAGACUCCGGGACGGAGCCAGCAAGAUGGUGAAGGCUUACACUGCCUCUCAACUCAGCAAGGAGGCCAGGGAGAGUUUAGCAGAAGCCAAUAAAGGAUACAAAGAGUACACCGAGAACAUGUGUUUGUUGGAGAGCGAGUUGGAGAACCAGCUGGGGGAGUUCCACAUCAGGAUGAAAGGUCUGGCUGGAUUUGCUCGAUUAUGUGCUGGUGACCAGUAUGAGAUCUUUAUGAAGUACGGUCGGCAGCGGUGGAAGCUCCGAGGCAGAAUAGAGAUCAACGGAAAACAGGUGUGGGACAGUGAAGAGAUGGUGUUCGUGCCGCUCGUCAGUGACUUCCUGUCUGUGAAGGUGACAGAGCUGAAGAGCUUAGCCAAUCACGUGGUUGUAGGGAGUGUUUCCUGCGAGACCAAGGAUCUGUUUGCUGCACUCCCCCAGACGGUUGCCGUGGAUAUUAAUGACCUUGGGACUAUUAAACUAAGCCUCGAAGUCACCUGGAAUCCAUUUGAUAAAGAUGACCAGGGGUCAGUGGCAAGCACAGUCAACAAAGCUCCAACCGUCAGUAAGAGAAUCUCCACCAUCUUCAACCAGAGUCCUCCUGACACGCCAUCUUUACGUGAACAAGCCUUCUAUUCUCUGCCUCGAAGUCUGAAUAGGCGGCAGCACUGGCCGCUGCUGGACAUCUUCAGAGACACGCUUAGCCAGAGCUGUUCCUGUAGUGACAGCUCACCAACAAGACCACCCACUGCAAACAUGCUCCGCCGCCACGAAGAGGUAGACAACGGGACAGCGUGGUCUAAUUCAUCAGAAUCUUCUGAUGACUCCUCCAGUCCUCGGCUCUCUGUGGGAGGGCUACACGACUCUACGCACCACAAGUCAGUGGUGGUGACACCAGACAUCCAGCCAGCUGUGAGCGGGAGUUCCUCCCCGCAGCCUGACAUCUCGUUCUGCCCCAGAGACUCCGCCUCCUCAACUCCAAACUCCACCCACAAAGUCAGCACCAUCAGGGAGGUUCCCAACACAUCCGGACACCAAGCACAGAGGGACAGGGAAGAGGAAAAGGGGACGGUCACUGUGGUGACGAGACCUGACAGCGAGGAAAAGGACGCAGGGAAACGGUCUUCCACAACAGCGGAUGGGGCGGCCAACAGCCACGCCUCCCGCAGCUACUUGCGGUCCCUCAGCCACAUCAGUGAAAACAGCGCCGACGGCAUCGUGUUGACGGACAGGUCAGCCGAAUCCGGAGAGGUGAUGUCUUUGGCCUUGGGGCUGUCCGCCAAUGACAUUGAGAUGGAGCUGCCCAGCAGAACUCCUGAGCCGCCCAGCUGUGCUGCCUCAGACUCCUCAGACAUGUCACCAACGCCCGACGACGUCACAGAUCAGCACAGGAAGCAACAGGACACAUCCAGCACUGUCCUGUCACCCUCCCCUCCCAGGACUGAAGUAGUGGAGUCGAACACUCCGUCACAGAUGAACACACACCCACCGCCAGAGAGCAACGCGGUCCCAAAGAGCAACAUGCACCCAGAGAGCAACGCGGUCCCAGAGAGCAACGCGCGCCCAGAGAGCGGGGAUGUGACGUACAUAGCCCGGCGGGUGUCGGUGGAGGAGGAGACGGCGGCUGCAGGAGCAGAUUGUCUGUCUGGGGAGGGUGACGGUCUUGUGGACAGUGGGCUGGAGGAUGCCCUAGCAGCUGUGGUCUCCUCUCUGGAUGAUUACAGAGGACAGUUCCCUGAGUUACAACUACUGGAGCAAGAGCUGAAGCUGCUGCAGGUCACGCUGAAGGGCGGUAGGCACAGCCGGUCGCCCAGCGUGGUCAGCCUCACAGUGGAAACGGCUCUGUGCAGCUUCGACUUCCUCAACACGUCUGACUGGGAGGAGGAAGAGGAGGAUAAGGGCAACAAGAGGAGUAGGAGUGGCAGGUCUCUGCAGGACAGGGGCUGGAACAGCCCCACGUCCCCCCUCACCACAGGCUGCACCACUUUAGACCUCUCCCUGGUGGUCCACCUGGAGAACUGCAGCAUUCAGCUGUUGUGUCUGGGGAUGUUCGGCCCGCUGCGCUGUGGGGAGAUGUACGCCUUGGACAGACUGCUGAGAGAGGCUCGAGUCCUGGAAAUCAUCCGACGCGUCGCCAACGGCAACCCCAACCGCCUCAGACAUCCUGCUGACGUGAUACCACAGCUGGGCCUGUGCUUGGGUGCUGUGUCACUAUGGCAACAGUGUGUGGGGCAGGGCAGCGUGUACAGCGUGUCUGCAGAGAGCUUCCUAAAUACGCUGUCUACAGUCUACUCCGGGAUUCUGCCGGAGAGGGCCGGCAACAUGGCCGACACAGUGUUCCUGAGUCUGGUCGAGCGAGUGCUGGAUCAGAGGUUACCGCGGCGGGGCGGUAGCAGAGACGGAGUGAUGGUGACGCUGUUCCAGCUGUGGAGUUACUUGGAGGCUAACAGCAUUAUAGACAUGGAAACACUCAUCACCGAGCUGGCAGAAGAAGUGUGGUUGGUGCAGAGCCUGGCGUCAUGUGACCAGGAUGUGAUCGUGCCCGCUCUGCGGCGUCCUGCAGAGUGCAGCCUGAGGAGGGAGGGGCUUCACGCUGUGGCCAAACUACUGAAAGACCCCCGAGGCAAAGUGUCGGCGUCCGCCAGCUCCGUGCUGAGGAGCCUGGCUGCCCAGCCCCCACAGAGAGAGCAGGCCUUGGUCAGCUGUCUGGAGCUGCUGGAAGACGAGGACGUGGACACCAGAGUGUGCGGCUGCAAGGCCUUAGCUUGUCUCAAGGCCAAAGAGAGCAUUGACCAGUUGGUGUAUCUUUGUCGGACGGACAAGGACGAAGUGCGAGAUGCUGCCAAACAAGCGCUGCUAGUGCUGGGAGAGGAGGGGAAGAUGGCCUACAGACACGUGGAGACGUCCCAGGACAGCAUACCGAGACUCUUUGCUCCAGGAAGCAUGGCCAGCACCGCUUUCUAACACACACACACACACACACACACACACACUACUACCACUAAAACACAUAUACACUAUAUACACUGUCAGAGAGGUUGCAAUAGUACUCCCAUCGAGAACAGCAACUCUACUUCACACUGGGCAAACCUUUAAAGUCAGUAAGCUACAACCUCAGCGGUUUGUGUUCAUCUCCAUGUGCAAACUGCUCAGUUGGACUGAAGAAUGUACAAUGUGAGCAGGCUUGAACGGAAGGAGGAAGGGUGGAUUUGAAGGAUGAAGUGGAUGCUGAGAAACUCAUUCAUCUAUGUCCCAGAAAACAAAUCCAAAUAUGUUAGCAAAGGUCUAGAGAGCUAUUUAUAGUCCCUUUGUUCAAUAAUUCACACUUUGAUGGCCUACUAAGUGCCCAGAAUGUUGAGUUUCUUGUUGUAGUUUGAUUAGUCUCCCCUUGGUCCCUUAUAGGCAUAUGUAGACUCCGCCCAUUAAAUUAAACCACUUCUCCUAAUGGAUACUGACGGCUCUAGUUUAGGCUUGGACCCCUUUUUGAACACUCAGACCUGCCUGCAAAGUGAAGCACAUAUUAUCUCAUACAGUUCUGCCUUUACUAAAGCCACUGGCUCUCUACUUACGCUGGCUGAUUUCAUCUUUUGCCGGAUGGCUGUGGUGACCUGCACCGUGUUGCAGUCUAGACUACUACAGACCAGUCCACGGCCUAAUGGUUUUGAGGCCGAGUCCAUAUGGAACCAAAUCAAGACCGAGACCAAAAAAGGAAACCAGUGCCCAUUCAAAGUCCUUCACACUGUUGUUUUUCACUGUUUUUUACCUGCCUAACUGUUGCAUAGUUUGCCAAGCGUGAUUUGUGAUUACUGCUCCUAGAAAUCACAUAGUAUUAGAAACAUAGUAUUCUUGCACAGUAUUUAUGCGACAUGGGACUGAGACCAGACUCAAGUACUACGGCCCUGAACUGCAACCCUCCAGAAUGGAGAAGCUGAAACGGUAACCACUUCACUGGCGCAUUAAAACACUGUGAUGGACUCAAAUAGGAGGAAGUAUUGCUUUGUUCUUCAAAUAAAGUUCUGAACCCGCAUGUUUAGUGAGGUCACAGCGACCUUUGACCACCAAAUGGUAAUCACUUCACCCUCAAGUCCAAAUUGACCUUUGUGCAAAAUGUGAGGAGCUUCCCUUAAAGGCGUUCCUGAGCCAUCAGAGAACUGGAAACAGAUUUGAAGGCGGAGCUCCGCUUAUUCCUAUGAAAGUUUCCUUGAAGCUGCUCAUUCACAUGAACGGAGGAAGGAAAGGAACUCUGGAUUCAGCUAUCAGUGCAUUUCACAACUUGUAGGACCCAAUGAUUUAAAUGAGCACUGGGAAGUUGAUUUACCCUAAAGAGAAAAGAAAUGUGUGAGUGUUUUUGGGCCCCGCGGCAUCACAUGGCCGACCCAGAGGUACCGAGGUUCAGCCACUAUCUUCAAAGCUCUUCCUGGGGACGAACUGAAAAACACAACUCCUCACACAAGAAAGAGCGAUUGUUCUACUUCCAAGGUGUCGUCUGACUCCAUCUAAAAUUGUCCCACAUAACGUGUGUGUGUCAUAAGCUGUAAGGGCGUCAACACGAGGCUUCAGCAAAUGGCACUUUUUGUCCAGGCAUUGAAAAAGAAACAUAAGGAAAUCCCCCAAAAAUAUGGAAGACUCCUUGAAGAUCUUUUUUGGAGUGCAAGUCCUCGUCCCUGCUGAGCGCGCACGCAUCACAGCGGGCAUCACAUCCUCGCCUGGGAGGUUGACUUUGGAGUGACCUGCAGGUCACAGGACUGUUGAUGGGCAAUUGGACUGCAUUUGUGGACUUGAUGGGAACAUAUAGGCAUAUGGCUCGGCCUGUGAAGCCCGGUGUAAUGGGGAGCGGCGACGCGUGCUGGAGGUUCAGCAGCUCACACUCUUCUACUGAAAUGACUUCCAAGUCAAGAGGUCCGAGUGCAACAUGUUGACUGACUCGCAGCCUUCAUGUGGAACGCUGACUGCUGCUGGCACCAGAUGAAAAAGACUCACGUUGUAGCUCUGCUUGUAACUGUAGGAACGGUAUUAAGCUGCUUUCAGCGAUCCAGUGCCAUUACUGUUUAUAAUAUUGACAUAUCAUAUUCUUUAUGGAAAUACAUAUAAAAUGACUGUAUGCCACUGGAAUUCAA
Cyclopterus lumpus (lumpfish) is the source of this 5924-nucleotide messenger RNA. RefSeq names its product rho family-interacting cell polarization regulator 1-like. NCBI's taxonomy places the organism in Eukaryota, Metazoa, Chordata, Actinopteri, Perciformes, Cyclopteridae. The record is from RefSeq and is a predicted model, not a curated record. The transcript has 25 exons. Bases 328 to 3771 code for a protein of 1147 amino acids.